CAGAGCGACACACUAUGACAUACAUUGAGACUGCAGCCACUGGUUGGAAUGAAUCUCCUGAGUUAACUGAAGUCAUAUUUGUAAAUGGUCAGGAGUUUGUGCAUUAUAAGAGCAGCUUGAAGAAGAUGGUACCCAAGACUGAGUGGAUUGAGAAAACUGUAGAUCCUGAAUAUUGGGAAAGAGAGAGACAGAGAAACAUACACAAUGAGCAAGCGAUCAAAGCACACGUCGUCUGGCUAAUGGAGCGUUUGAAUCAGACUAGCGGUG
Messenger RNA from Haplochromis burtoni (Burton's mouthbrooder), 267 nucleotides. Its product is annotated as class I histocompatibility antigen, F10 alpha chain-like. Gene Ontology annotation, biological process: immune response. NCBI's taxonomy places the organism in Eukaryota, Metazoa, Chordata, Actinopteri, Cichliformes, Cichlidae. The record is from RefSeq and is a predicted model, not a curated record. Gene Ontology annotation, cellular component: external side of plasma membrane.